Messenger RNA from Oncorhynchus tshawytscha (Chinook salmon), 2145 nucleotides. It is a transcript of the gene snx20, whose product is annotated as sorting nexin 20. NCBI's taxonomy places the organism in Eukaryota, Metazoa, Chordata, Actinopteri, Salmoniformes, Salmonidae. The record is from RefSeq and is a predicted model, not a curated record. Gene Ontology annotation, biological process: protein transport. The transcript has 4 exons. Bases 239 to 1186 code for a protein of 315 amino acids. Gene Ontology annotation, cellular component: early endosome membrane. Gene Ontology annotation, molecular function: phosphatidylinositol phosphate binding.
CACUUCCCCAUUGGUCUCUCUGCUAUCUCUUGCUUCAGUCUUGCGUGUACUACUAUAUAUUCACACACUCCCUCUUUCUGUAUUUUUCCAUUUAUUUUUUCAAACAGGGCAUGUCAACAACCUUAGUUAUACCGAGUGUGUGUUUGUGUGGCUUGUUUGUGCAGAGCUAGCAGCUGAUUUCGGACUGAGUAUUUCAAUCAUCUUCCCCAGAACUACUACUGUAUGCUGACAAGCCCGGAUGGCGGAGAGGGCAGUGCCACAAGAGAACACAGGGAUCAAUACAGGGAUCCAACAGUCCAAUGGUCCAUACCCUGAAGCCACAGCUGAGUGUCUGGACCUUGAGGAUUCGCAUCAACAGGGCGCGUGUGUGUAUGACCUGUGUCCAGGCCCCAGUUCAUCCUGUAUGACCACCAAAGAGCUGCAGCAGCACUGGGGCGCGGUGAAGCACAGACUGAAGCCGGUCAAGCUGUUGUUUGAGAUUCCUUCUGCACGCACCAUAGCGCAGCACCUGUCCAAAUACGUUGUGUACCAGAUCGUGUUGAUCCGGUCAGGCAGCUACGACUCCAAGCGUGUGUCUGUCGAGCGUCGCUAUAGCGACUUUGUCCACCUCCACCAGCAGCUCCUUGAAGACUUCAGCGAGGAGCUUGAGGAGGUCAUACUUCCCCGGAAACUCCUAACUGGAAAUUUUAACCCUGAGACCAUCUGGGAACGCCGCCUGGCUCUGCGGGACUACCUGGCCCAGCUCUAUGCAGUCCGUUGCGUCCGACAUUCCCACCACUUCCUGGAUUUCUUCACUGAGCCCGAGCAAAGACGAGCGCACGGCCUGCUCCGAGCAGGGCAGUUUGGGCCAGCUGUCGCUCUACUAGAGACUGUCCUGGAGCUUCAGGAGAAGAUGGGAGGGUGGCAGAGUCCUGUUCUGCUGGUGCCUACGCUGUGUGCCCUCACAGUGUGCCAGAGAGACCUGGAAGAGCCAGAGUCUGCGUUCACCAUGGGCCAGAGGGCGCUGCCCACGGGCACUCCAGGAACUCAGGAUCAUGAUCCCCACCACAAUUGCAACACCGUUGUCCUUCUACACACCAUUCUUCAGUAUACUCUGUUUGUUUGCACACACUUGAAACAUGGCCAAAUCCUUUACAAUUCUUACACUGCAAUGGUAAUUGCUCUUUAUCGAAAACAACAGGACUGACAGACUUUCUUCUUUUUUUCCAUUCACCCAGCAGGUCAGACGCUGGGCACCAACCCCACCCGGAAUUCUCUUCACGUAUUCAACCUGAACAUCCGUCGUCACCCCUGAGAUGACUCCUUUGACGGGUGCUCUACUCCAAAGUUCAAAACACAAAACUUCUGUUGUCCGGAUUCUUUUGAGGCCCACUGCAAUCUUUCUCUGCUCGUCAUAAAUAUAAUUAAUCAAAAUAAGACCACUCCUGGUAACUCUGACAGACUACACUUUUUCAAGCACAUACAACAUUUUCAACACCUCAUAGAGGUUUCCUACAUAUGCAUCCUUACUCAACAACCGCAUCCCAACAAGAAGCGAUUCAUUAUCAUUUACACACGUAUCCUCCACUCCAAUUUUAGACCAUUUCCUUUUUGUACCAGUUUUCGAUAUAACUGUUGUCCAUUCAGAACAUUUGUCUUCACCAAAUGUACUCGACAUGCUGUUUCAUUCAAACUGAUCAACCACCUGUCUUCUUCUGGAUCCGAACCUUCCUCUUCUUCUCUGCUCAAACGCCACUCUUGGAGGUAGACUGAUAAAAAAAAAUGUUAUGCAUUUUAGCUAACCCUAACCCUUUAACUAACCUUAACCUAAUUAUCCUGUUCUCCUAAACCUUCUAUGAAAAGUCCAUUUUGACAAAAGCUGUAUCCCGUCUAGACAAAACUCAGUAGACUUGAGGUAGGUGCGUUUCCAAAAUGUACAUUAUAGUCCUUUAGCAGACUUACAGUUGUGAGUGGAUAUACUUUUGUGCUUUUUCCCUGUACUGGUCCCCCGUGGGACUCAUACCCACAACCCUGGCGCUGCAAGAGCCAUACUCUACCAACUGAGCCACACAGGAGUUUAACAUCACUGUUUUUGGCUGUGCCAAUACAAUUAUUUAGGUGGUUAAAUAUAGUUUUUAAAUCAGUAAUAAUAACCACUGAAAUCCA